Molecule: messenger RNA, 1214 nt
Organism: Fragaria vesca subsp. vesca
Lineage: Eukaryota; Viridiplantae; Streptophyta; Magnoliopsida; Rosales; Rosaceae
Product: single-stranded DNA-binding protein, mitochondrial-like
Exons: 6
Coding region: 58-702 (214 amino acids)
Biological process (GO): mitochondrial DNA replication; positive regulation of helicase activity
Cellular component (GO): mitochondrial nucleoid
Molecular function (GO): single-stranded DNA binding
Source: RefSeq, a predicted model, not a curated record
AGAACUAAACCCUCAUAAACCCUUCUCCGCUGUCGCUUUGAGAGUUUCGAAUUGAAAAUGAGUUCAGUCGCUGCGAGACUUUCCAAGUUCAUCAGAGCCUCUGUUCCUUCAUCGCAAACUUCCUCACUAGCGGUGGGCGGGCAGAGAAGCUCAAAAUUGGGGUACUCUAGCAGCUCAACCGACAGCAACACUGAUGACACAAAGAAGGUUGGCGCUGAAGAAGAUAUUGAUGAUUUUCUUGGUGGUCUGAAAGAUGUGGACCUGGCAGCCCAAGGUGUGGAUCCCAAGAGGGGUUGGGGAUUUCGCGGUGUGCACAAGGCAAUUAUUUGUGGAAGAGUUGGGCAAUCCCCCGUGCAGAAGAUCUUGAGGAAUGGUCGAACUGUAACCAUCUUCACUGUUGGGACCGGGGGCAAGUUUGACCAGAGAUUACUGCGAAAGGACUUGCCAAAACCAGCUCAGUGGCACCGCAUUGCUGUACAUAAUGACAGACUUGGGGCUUAUGCAGUUAAACAAUUUGUUAAGAAUUCAUCAGUUUAUGUUGAGGGUGACAUCGAGACUAGAGUUUACAACGACAGCAUCACUGGUGAAGUUAAUAAUAUUCCGGAGAUCUGCAUUCGUCACGAUGGGAAGAUCCGUCUUAUAAAGAGUGGAGAAAGCAUCAGCAGUAUAUCCUUGGAUGACCUGCGAGAAGACUUACCUUAGUGUUAAUUGGCACUUUAGGGGAACCUCAGCCCCGGAACGGGAAAGCAUCUCAAGCCACUUCUGUAGGAAACAUGGAUAUGUUUCCAAGUUGGGUGUGACCUGGCACAGGAAAAUGCUUCAGUUAUAUUUCCAGUUUGUUGAGAUAAUCCUUUAGUUCAUUAGCUUGCUCAUCACUGUUGCCUUCUUUCCCCAGUGGGUGAAGUCAUCUACCAUUCAGUCUGUGAGAGAAGGGAGUGGUGCUUAACAUUGAAAUCGAUAUGUAAAGACUAUUUUUAAUCAAAUGAGAGCUUCUUUCUUAUUCUGUUUCUCCUUGAAGCAAUAAACUUAAUCAAAAGAGUGCCUUCACUGCAAUCUUUGCUUGCUGCUCUGUUCUUUUUCUUUUCUUUUUCCUUUCUCCUUUUUGCUUCUGUCACAUUACAGCUGAAUUUGCUUCUGUCUUGGGGAUUUUAUAUUGUACUGUAUUAUAUUUAUUGGGGAGUAUACAUACAGUAAAUAUUGAACAGUUGAUUUGC